AUACAAUUAAUUUUUCUUUUUUUUCUUUUUCUUUUUUUUUCUUUUUUUGUUGAAGUUUAGGUUUAUCAAAGUUGUAUAGUAAAAUCCGUGCCAAGGGGACAAAUUGAAAAUUUCCAAGCUAUUAAUUCUGGGCAAGCAGAGUGAAAGCACUAGAGGAAGAAGAAGAACUCUUCAGUAAUGAGAAAUUUGCAGAGGGGAGCCUGAAGAACUCUAAAAUGCCACCUCAGCCCCAACCCCCGAAACCCAAGUUUUACUUCUUCUACGGCCACAGAAAGCCUUCCCAGAACCGCCCCACUGUCCAUGGCGGUCUCUUCUCCAACCGCACAACCCUAAACCCUAAACCUCCAACCCUCCAAAACCCUACUACGCAUUUCAAUCUCCAAAAUUGGGACCCAGACUCUCCCAAAGCGCUAGCGAUCCCACCCUCCAAAACCCCAUGUGAGCGGUUCUUCGCCAUUGCAAAAAACUUGUCUCCUAUCGCCCGGUACAUCUGUGAUUCGUUCCGGAAACACCGGAACUGGGGCCCUCCAGUGGUAGCGGACCUCAACAAGCUCCGCCGUGUGACGCCGGUGCUGGUGGCGGAGGUGCUCAAGGUCCAAACUGACCCUGUAAUUUGCUCCAAGUUCUUCCAUUGGGCGGGUAAGCAAAAGGGUUAUAAGCAUAACUUCGCUUCGUAUAAUGCAUUUGCUUAUUGCUUGAAUCGAUCGAAUCAGUUUAGGGCUGCUGAUCAAGUUCCUGAGUUGAUGAACAUGCAGGGGAAGCCACCUAGUGAGAAGCAAUUUGAAAUUUUGAUUAGGAUGCAUAUUGAUGCUAAUAGGGGUCUCAGGGUUUACUAUGUGUAUGAAAAAAUGAAGAAGUUCGGGAUUAAACCUCGGGUUUUUUUGUAUAAUAGGAUCAUGGAUGGGCUUGUGAAGACGGGUCAUUUAGAUUUAGCAAUGUCAGUUUAUGAGGAUUUUAAGGAAGAUGGAUUGGUGGAAGAGAGUGUUACUUAUAUGAUUCUAGUUAAAGGGUUAUGUAAGGCAGGCCGGAUUGAUGAAGUGUUGAAGCUUUUGGAUCGGAUGAGGGGGAAUUUGUGUAAGCCCGAUGUUUUUGCUUACACAGCAAUGGUGAAGGUUCUGGUUGCAGAGGGGAACCUGGAUGACUGUUUGAGGGUUUGGGAGGAAAUGAGGAAGGAUAAGGUUGAGCCAGAUGUUAUGGCGUAUGCAACUUUGGUUGCAGCACUAUGCAAAGGGAACCGGGUUGGGGAAGGUUUUGAGUUAUUCAAGGAGAUGAAACAGAAGAAGUAUUUGAUAGAUAGGGCUAUAUAUGGGUCAUUGAUUGAGGGUUUUGUUGUGAAUGAGAGGGUCGGUUCAGCCUGUGACUUGUUGAAGGAUUUGAUGGAUUCGGGAUACAGGGCUGACUUGGCGAUAUAUAAUUCUCUAAUAGAAGGGAUGUGUAAUGUGAAACAGGUUGAUAAGGCUUAUAAGCUUUUCCAAGUCACAGUUCGUGAGAGUCUUGAGCCGAACUUCAUAACUGUGAAACCCAUGUUGGUGUCUUAUGCAGAGAUGAAAAGAAUGGAUGACUUCUGCUCAUUGCUUGGGCAGAUGCAGAAAUUGGGUUUUCCCAUCAUUGACGAUCUCUCAAAAUUCUUCUCAGUUAUGAUUGAAAAAGGGGAAAGACUAAAAUUGGCUUUAGAAGUGUUUGAACACUUGAAGGCAAAAGGUUAUUGUAGUAUUUCCAUUUACAAUAUUCUUAUGGAAGCUAUCCACAGGACUGGAGAGGUGAAAAAGGCAUUAUCUCUCUUUGAUGAUAUAAAAGAUUCAAAUUUCAAGCCCGACUCAUCCACCUACAGUAAUGCAAUUAUAUGUUUUGUUGAAGUUGGGGAUGUCCAGGAGGCGUGUGCUUGUUAUAAUAAAAUAAUAGAGAUGUCUCAGCUUCCUUCUGUUGCAGCCUAUCGUUCUCUUGUCAAAGGUCUCUGCAAAAGUGAAGAGAUUGAUGCAGCUAUUAUGCUUGUUCGUGAUUGCUUAGCCAAUGUUACAAGUGGCCCCAUGGAAUUUAAGUACACUCUUACAAUUCUCCAUGCAUGUAAAUCAGGUAACGCUGAGAAAGUGAUCGAUGUACUAAAUGAGAUGAUGCAGGAAGGUUGUACUCCUGAUGAAGUUACAUAUUCUGCUCUUAUAUCUGGCAUGUGUAAGCAUGGGACACUAGAAGAGGCUAGGAAGGUUUUUUCAAAUAUGAGAGAGCGCAAACUUUUAACAGAAGCUAAUGUGAUUGUGUAUGAUGAAAUCCUUAUUGAACACAUGAAGAAGAAGACAGCAGACUUGGUGCUGUCUGGAUUGAAGUUUUUUGGUCUGGAAUCCAAGUUGAGAUCAAAGGGUUCUACUUUGCUGCCCAUUGAAAAUUCGAAUCCAGGUAUUGAUUUCAUUGAUUAGAUUUCUUCUCACCAUGUUUAUAAUAUAGAAGUAAUUCAGACUAUCACUCUAAAGUGAUUGGUCCCCCAUCAUUCUGAUAUUUCUGAGGGACAAGAACCAUGAAGAUGGAGUUGGGAGUACAUGUCAAAGUUGCUCUGGCCGAACUGAUCUAGUUGAAUAUAACUCUAAUGAAUGGACACCAAACUCACCUUGGAGGAGCAACAUCACCUGUUCCAGGUUUGUGUUGCAGGACACACAUCACACAGCCCUCAUGGUUCAUAAGGCUCAAGUAGAGCAAUGGCUAUGGACUGCUGAUCCAGCAUUGAUUUAUUGGCAUCUCAUGGCACCUCUCUGCAACUGGUUAUUCCCAUGAGGCUGACGCUCAGGCCCUGAGCUGCCUCACAAAUACCUUUGCUCUUAUCAUUCGACACUCUUGAACAAACUGCUCUGUACUCAUUCAUUUUCUCUCCCAUUUUUUCUUUUAAAAUUUUUCCCCUGCUGGGGCUUGAAACUGGAACCUCCCUCAUCCCUAUCCCAACCUCUUUGCACAUUUUCUUGCAUCUUGGUACUGUUUUUCAAGCAUAUGCCACAUAGAGCAACUACUUAAAAUAAAAUCAUUUCAACCCUAGACCAUGUUGCUAAAUUGAAAUUUGUUCACCAUCUGUAACUUGUCUGUUGCUGGUGAUGCAGGCUCAUCUUGAAUGAUAUCUUCUUCCAGUGCUUGAUGAAAGCUACAGCAGCUGAAACAAGACUUAUGGAGAAUGCACGAUGAUUAUUGUAGUGGUCUCGGCCUUUCUAGCCUUGGGGUUUAAGCAAAACAAAGGACAAUUUUGAACCAUUUUUGGGGCUGUCCCCUGUACAGUAGUGCAAUUGGCUGUCCAGUAGUCAUAGAAGACCAAAUUGAUAACCCUUCUUCAGUGAGGUGAUAAUUAAUGUAUUUCGCGUCUAAACCCAGCUUCCACGAUCUUAUAGACAUCAAGCUCAGUUGGAGUGGGUGCCGAAGGACAGUUCAGAACAAUCUUCACCUGCAUCAGAGCUCAAUGUGUAAGGUGCAGAUCAAUCUGAAGUGCAUAUCUUGCUCGUGAGGAAUAAUAAUGCUGUAUUAUUCAUUACUAAUUUCACAAAUGUUCAACAAACCCAAUAUGAUAUGAUUUAUCAUACAAGUAUGUCUGAAAUAUUAGUUCCAAUAAAUAUACAUUGUUCUUGA
This is a messenger RNA of Vitis riparia (riverbank grape), 3597 nucleotides long. RefSeq names its product pentatricopeptide repeat-containing protein At4g20740. Lineage: Eukaryota; Viridiplantae; Streptophyta; Magnoliopsida; Vitales; Vitaceae. The coding region runs from base 216 to 2411 and encodes 731 amino acids. The record is from RefSeq and is a predicted model, not a curated record. Gene Ontology annotation, molecular function: protein binding. The transcript has 2 exons.